Neodiprion virginianus is the source of this 1924-nucleotide messenger RNA. RefSeq lists its product as uncharacterized. Gene Ontology annotation, molecular function: ubiquitin protein ligase activity. Gene Ontology annotation, biological process: protein ubiquitination. Lineage: Eukaryota; Metazoa; Arthropoda; Insecta; Hymenoptera; Diprionidae. The record is from RefSeq and is a predicted model, not a curated record. The transcript is spliced from 2 exons. The coding region runs from base 302 to 1165 and encodes 287 amino acids.
AUAAGUAAGUGAUCCAUAGUGCCGGCAUAACCAACUAACAACCUUCCCGAUAAUCAUUGCAAAUCGUACAAUUAAUUACCAACGAACCUUUAGUCUAUAGAGCUUGUAGACUUCCUGUCAUGUAUCGUGUUCGUCACGUUGUAUAAUUCUUGGUUUCGGGGCGGCGGGCCGUUGAUUUCAAAUUUCUAACCUACAAAUUUCGAACAAAUGUACACCCUAUACAUCGUAGUAUAGCAAGACCCGCGACGGGCGGAAGCCGUCCCUCUUUCAGGGUGGAAUCGGAAAAUAAAUAACCGUGAGGAUGAUGGAUCUCUCGACGAUCGGUGUAGCCCUACGCUGGUGGCUAGUUGGGAGUAGUAGGACCGGCGAGUUCAUUGUUUACACCGGCAUUUCGUUCGUAGAUAUGCUGGUGAACGCUGUCAAAGCCUUCAAUGCCGUCUGCGUGCUACUCUAUGAGGGAUCCACGCUCUGGCUAAAAGACAUUUACGAUUAUUUUUGCGUCGUGCAGGAGACGAUUCGUACUGCGUCCGAUUACUCUGUGCACAUGUUGUCUCUCCUCGUCGCAGCUGCUGCAAGGGUUGUCUGGGCCCCAUUUUCGUUAAUAGCAGCAGUCCUGACUUCGAUACGUGAGCUACUCCUCCUCCUAGGAUCUAGUUGCCUGUUUUUGCUCUCCUUACCACCCCUAUUUUUAUUCUAUCUCGCUGACUCGGUGUUGCAUGCAUUCAAAGUGCUUCGUUCCUUCACAUUGCACGUCGGAGAAAGAUUGACGGAACACGCAGCAGACAUUGAAACACUCGAAGUACUGACCGGCCUUGUUGUGGGAUGUGGUUUAAUGAUAAUAGCGGUGAAUGGGAUUAGGUUGCUCGUUUACUGGUACUUCAUGUUUAAGACUAGAAUGUACAGACGCUUCCUAACAUGGGCAGGAACAACAUGGAGAAGAGUCAAAAGAGGAAUGACAAUCGCUAGGAGGCGCCAAGGACAAGAUAACUAUAAAUUACAAGAGACUGAACUAUGUAUAGUAUGCUUUGGGAAAGCAAGAUCUGUGUGUCUUUUACCUUGCCGACAUUUGUGCCUUUGCACCAAUUGCACCCAACUAUUAUCCCACCCAUUACGAUGUCCGUUAUGCAGGCAGUUAGCCGAUGAUCUUAUACAUGUUUACCUUUGAUAUUAAUUCUAUCCAAGCUCAAUUAGAUGUUCAGUUUUAAGGAAAAGAAAUUUACACAUACUAUUUUUAUACAAUAGAGUACGAUGAGAAAAUGUGAUGUGAUUUCACUGUGUUCAGAUAUAGAUAAUAUAAAUAUAUUUCAGUAGUGAUAAAUGACCAAAAUGUAAUUAAUUAAUCCUCGUUCAUGUUCAUGUUUGGACUUUCUGAGAAAAAAGAAUAUUGUGCAGUAUAAUUCUUUUUAAAUUUUGAAGCUUGUAGUCGGAAUAAAUUAACAUAUGUAGGAAAUGUCGUAGUUCAACAAUAAGCCAAAACACUUUUUUUUACCCAAAUGUUGCAGUAUCAUGUUACAAAUGCCGAUAUCACGACGAAUUGGGCAAUUGAAAAAUUUCUUUGCUUCUUACAUGUUUUAAUCUGUAAAAUCGUAAUAUCCGUUUAAAAAAAUAGUGUUACAGUCAUGCAAUGAGGCUGAAAGCUUGUAUUUUAAAUUUAAAUUGAAUGACAAUUAAAAUUGUUAAAACUAAAAUAUACGUAUUUUUGACGUCGCAUUCAGCAUAAAAAUCUGCUGCCAAAAUUCAGUACAUUAGGGCACAUUGCUGUAUAAAUUAAUUAUUAAUUUCGCGGCGUAUUAUCGCUACCAUCUCUCACCACUGGUUCACUGAUAAUCAACCGCGUGCCUAUUAUCAUAAAACCACAAUGCCUAAUGUAUAAAAAUAAAUUCUUACGAAUUAUUAAUAAAUAUUUAAUGUUUUGUACAGGAAA